ACCUCAUACAGCCUCUGAUUAACACUCUGACAAUAAUUUCUAUGAGUUGCACACACAGAAAACACUUGAAAAGCACAUGUACACCUUGCUUGAUUUCAAUUGACACUGCCUUUUACAUGGAAAAGGAAGUUGGGCAUUUAGGUGUCUUACUCUCGGUGUUAAAGUGCUAACAGAGGAUUACUGAGGUAAAUGUUGAAAGAGGUUUAGCCACUGUGCUUAGGCAGUGCUCUUAAUUACAUUUCAGCAGAGUGUCCCGCAUGCAGUUGGACGAGAGAUCAUAGUGAUGUCAGUUAAGACCAGGAGCUGGCACUUGUUGGCCAAAGCAUUUGCAGCAGGACUGAAGACCUGAGAGUUCUGAGAGUUGUGGACUUUCUUGGUGCAGCUUCAGGUCUCAUGCUCAUUCUGGAAUGAAUGUAUUAAUAUUUUCAUCCUGACUGAGAGUUUGGACAGAUUCCCAUUUCUCUGGCAGACAUUCAGAGACUGAAAGGAGUGACAUUACAGAAAUAUUUUACACCUCAGUGAGUGAAGAUAAAGCACAGGAGGAGUGAACAGGAAAGAGGCAGUGUCAUGACCCCACGUGAACAGCUAAGGAAGAUAUCGGCGCUGGGAGAGCAAGGUGCCCUAGAUGAGAAACACUGGUACCGACUGGUCAAUGGAAUGUCUGCUGGGGCAGAGAUACGGCAAAGGCAGGAGCUCAUGAUGAGGAACCAGAUGGCCAUGGCUCCACAGAUCUUGGCUCAGGGGCAGCAGAGACUGCAGGGUGUGUCUGCACAGUUUGAUCCCCGCUUCAUGGAAAGGGACCUGGUGCCACCCACUGAAAUAGUAUCAGCUGAUGCUAGACAAAUUCACAUGGGUGCCCACUUCGGCCACCCUCUGCCCACAAACUCCAAUGUUAUUCCAGGCAGAGGAUUCCCUGGCACAGGUUACGGCUUCCUUCCAACUGAAUCCAUGGAGACGGUUGCUAGACGACAAGAGUUAAUUCACAAACAGAACAUAGCCAGGAUGGAGAUGAAUGCUAUCCUGCACCAAAAAGAACUGGAGAACUCCCACCAAAAGGGUCUUAUUGGGAUGGAGAAUCCAAUGAUGUACCAAGGCAUCCAACCCAAUCCAACAGCCUUCAGGGGACGCCAGCGGCUCCCAGAUGGUCAUGAUGUAUUCAUACAUCGCACGGCCCUUGAAGACCUGCAUGCUAACAGUCUCCUAAUGUCAAGCCCUUACCCACCAAUCAACACACUGCAAAGGGAGCGAGGACGCAGGACCGGCAGAAGGACCACCAAUCAUAAGAGCUCAGACAGCAACAUCACUCUCUCCAAAGGCCAAUCAGAAGAGAAGAACGUCGAGCAGAGUCCAGGAGCAGCCUCAGGAGAGGAGAAGGAAGUUGAAGGAAAAGGCGAAGUGAGCAAUGAGGUCACCACCAGCAAACCACACCAACCCAAAGUAGAAACAGAGCUGUCUUCUGGCAGCAGUAGGAAAAGUUUUAAGGAAGGAGAGCCAGGGAUUCAUAAGGCAUGUAUUAAUGGACAGGAGGGAUGUGCAGAAGUCACCAACUGCAAUGCUAGCACUAGUAACAAAGAGAUAUCCAGCCACUGCUCGGCUUUCCAAGACAAGUUUCUGUACCCGUCUGUUGCUGGCCCGCUCACAGGGAUGCCCUACAUGCUCCCCAUGCCAGGAAAUGGACUUGUACCACAUGGACAUCCUAAUAUGUUUCUUAAUGGAGAAGAAAUGUCUUCAUUAGAAGAUAUUCGCAAGUGGUCAGUUGAUGACGUCUACAACUUCAUCAGUGCAAUACCAAGCUGUGCUGAAUAUGCACAGACAUUCAAGGACCACAUGAUUGAUGGAGAGACGUUUCCUCUUCUGACAGAGGACCACCUCCUGGAUACACUUGGGCUAAAGCUCGGGCCUGCGCUCAAGAUACGAUCACAGUUGUCCCGACGGCUGGGUAACAUGUUCUACAACAUGAUGAACUUGCCUCUCCCCGUCUCCGGUCUGCAGCCUCCACCUGAGAAAAGCGGGGACAGAUCAUCAGACAUCAGCUCCCCACUCAACUGCAACAGCGUGGAGCUGCUCAGCAGCCCAAGAGACACAGAAGCUCUUAAAUCUAUGGAGCCUGUAAGUGAAGCUGAUAAUCCCUCACCGACCCAGAUGAGUGAGACCACCUGAAAAAGCAUGCAGAACUCAGUGGCGGCUGGUCAGUAGGGGGCGCUGGGGCAAUGCCCCCUUCAAGUUAGCCAGGGAAGAAGCCUACUUCAACAUGUUAAAAAUAAGUUAAAUAUAUAUAUUGCAAAAUAAUCACGAAAUUGCAUUAUUUAGUCAUACUAUUUGACUGGUAGUCAUGUUAGUAUCUAUUAAAAAUGUAAAAAAAUCUAAACUCUAUUUUGUUUGUUGUGUGUGUGCGGGGCUCCGACAAAUGGGUGUGACUUGAGGCUGAGAUCUAAUUGGAUUGUUUCAGAUUGUCCCCAGGGCACAGAGCACUGCACCCUAGACCCUCCCACUUUUGAUUUUAGCGAAUCAGUAUUGUUUUUUAUAUAUUUUGGCCUUGUGUGAUUGGAUAAUUUUUUCGAGAUGGAAGUAAAUUUGAUUUUAUAUUGGCUAGCUGGAUGAGCUGUAAGUCAUGCCUGUUAUUGUUAUUGCAAUUUUUUUUACUACAAGUCAAUUUAUUGAACAGUCUUUAAACUGACAUCUUAAAGGAUUUGAUAUCCUGUGGCUCCCUCGUGUGGACAACAUUAGUUUUAUGGCCUUUAUCUCUGAAUCACAAAUAUAAUAUGGCUGAUAUAUAUUUUUUUAAUGAUUACACGUUUAAUGAUUACUUUACAAACAAUACACCCACAUUAAACUCAAAUUUACUGAUUCGUGGGAUCCUUUUCCAUGCUUUAACAGUUGAAUUUUAAACUUCCAUUUGUAGCUAAGCAGUAUUGAUCACAUUAUUAUGUCACUUUUUAAAUGGUUAUUUAACAAUUGCAUUCAGUCCUGCUGCCUGCAUUAACACUGUGAUUCAGUUUGUUUGCACCCCCCAAAAUUUUUUUAGCACCAGCCGCCACUGGCAGAACUGUUGGACUUCUUUUUAACCUCAAAAUCCUUUUCUAUUUUGACACCAAUACAUUUUUGUAGUGAACUGACUGAUUCUAUGCUUUUAAAUAUUCAUCACAAAUAUAUUAUGAUCCGUGUUAGAAUGUGGUUUCUAACAGACUAGUAGACUGUCCAAUGUUGGAUUUUUUCUAUGUAUGUAUAUUUUGUAAUAAGUCAGUAAAUCAUUUACAAUUUUUUUUUGUCUUUAUCAUUACAUUCUUUUAUUAUUUUACAAUUGUAUUUUGGUUUUUACUUCAAACCUGAAUUAUUCUCUGUUGUCAUAUACUGUUUUCUAUGGAGAAAAAUAAAAAUAAUUAUUCC
Molecule: messenger RNA, 3387 nt
Organism: Cyprinus carpio (common carp)
Lineage: Eukaryota; Metazoa; Chordata; Actinopteri; Cypriniformes; Cyprinidae
Product: sterile alpha motif domain-containing protein 7-like
Molecular function (GO): protein binding
Source: RefSeq, a predicted model, not a curated record